Penicillium odoratum is the source of this 696-nucleotide messenger RNA. RefSeq lists its product as uncharacterized. The record is from RefSeq and is a predicted model, not a curated record. The transcript is spliced from 4 exons. Bases 1 to 696 code for a protein of 231 amino acids. Gene Ontology annotation, cellular component: endoplasmic reticulum membrane; endoplasmic reticulum. Gene Ontology annotation, biological process: 'de novo' protein folding. Lineage: Eukaryota; Fungi; Ascomycota; Eurotiomycetes; Eurotiales; Aspergillaceae.
AUGAUUUGGGUUUGGGGUCUUUUCGCGUCGGUCGCGGCCGCGGCCGCCAGUGUAGAGGAUUUGAUUGGUACUUGGACUACCAAGUCCCACGAGGUGUUGACUGGUCCAGGAUUUUACGAUCCGCUCAAUGACAAGUUCUUCGAACCGAAUCUAACGGGUAUAUCUUACUCGUUUGAUUCCGAAGGACACUAUGAAGAGGCCUUUUAUCGUGCGAUAGCCAAUCCGACCGACCCAUCUUGUCCCACGGGAAUUAUGCAAUGGCAACAUGGAUCCUACGUCUUAUCCAGCGAUGGAAGCUUGACAUUGACACCGAUCGCCGUCGAUGGUCGUCAAUUAUUAUCAGAACCAUGCAAAAAGGAUACCGGCCAAUAUACCCGUUACAAUAACACCGAACAUUUCAAGGGAUUUUCGGCUACAAUAGAUCGAUACCAUGGAGUCCAGCGUCUGGAUCUCACCCAGGCAAAUGGGAAAAUCAUGCAUCCCAUGUACUUGGCCCACCGACCUCCAAGGAUGCUUCCUACAAACACAUUGAACCCAAGUCCCUCUGGUUCUCAUAAAAAACGGGCUAUCUCCGGAUCUGGCCUGCAUACAGGUCUCAACACUAUCAUCAAAGAAGAGCUCUUGAGUCCUGACCGAUGGUGGUGGUUAGGGGUGUUGAUGACUUCCCUCGGUGGCAUGGCAUUUUUCUUUUCUUAA